Molecule: messenger RNA, 1843 nt
Organism: Daphnia carinata
Lineage: Eukaryota; Metazoa; Arthropoda; Branchiopoda; Diplostraca; Daphniidae
Exons: 3
Coding region: 74-1750 (558 amino acids)
Biological process (GO): regulation of proteolysis; proteasome-mediated ubiquitin-dependent protein catabolic process
Cellular component (GO): nucleus; cytoplasm
Molecular function (GO): ubiquitin protein ligase binding
Source: RefSeq, a predicted model, not a curated record
UGGAAUUUGACGAUGUUUCAGUACCGACCGAUCUGCAGAACGUAAUCAGUAAUCGUUUGUAUGUAGCCAUGCUAUGCUCGGCGAUUCUGACGAGAAUAUAUGUGAGUCAAAUUUUUCAUUUGAAGAGGAAAAAUUCACCUACCUAGUGAUACAGAAGGAGAAAAUCAGUUCGCACAAGUUUGGGAACAGUUCAUCUUCACCUACCAUGAGUGCAAACAAAACGAAAAGGCCAGUUGAAAUAAGCAUUGAACGGAUACGACCAGAGCUAUUUUGUGUUCAUUGCCAAUGGGAUAAACCAAACGAUCCAGUUCCCGCAGACAAGAAUGCAAACUUGUUAGCUAAUUCGUUCGCGGGAUUUUCGUUCAAGGGGCCUCAGCAGCAACAAACUCAGCCCUCGUCCUUUUUCGGGACAACAACUGCUGCGGUACCAGCACUCACGCCCGUUUUCGGUUUUACGACCAGCGUACUAUCAACAUCGACAUCAACAUCGACAUCAACAUCAACAUUGUUUGGGAGAGCAGUUCCCGCAAACAAAAAUACGAACUCGUUUGGUAAUUCGUUUGCGGAAGUUCCGUACAAGUUGUCUCAGGAGCCACCAGCUAAACCUCUCUCUUCUUUCGGGACAACGACCAGCAUACCAACAACAUUUUGUUUUAGUUCUCCAGAAAGCAAGGCGACUCAACAACAGCAGACUUCCAAUCUUGAUGCAGAAGCCAAAGCGAAAAGCUCCAAGACGUCAGAGUUUCCAUCAAGAUUCUUCAACAAUACCUUCGGCCAACCUGAAGCCAAAAAUGAGUCGGUCAAAUACGUUGCUGAAUUCACAAUAAACCAGCAGGCAUACCUUUUAAAAGCAUCGUUCACUACGUCUACGUGCAACAUUGUGGGAUCGUUAGCCUUGAAGCAAGUCCACACGAAAUCCUGGCUGGCCACCGACAAGGCAAUAGUCGAUAAUGGAUCGGGCGACGUCGAUGACCUUGUGGAAAAAGAUGAUAUCCAGUUACCAUCGGCUGUUUGGGCGAAUUUCAGUGGAAUCGAAAAGAAAUAUCACAAUCUUACGUUAUCGAGUUUGGAUCAUUCCUGGGUGUCGGAUGAUUUUGAUGGGAGUUUCGCCCGUUUGACGAGCUUUACUGUCUGUCCCAACACUUGGAAACCGCUGGCCUGCUCAGUAUGGGUCCAGUUCGGAACUUCUAAUAUGAGAGAAAAGAAAGCUCUUAAGCAAAUCACAGACUUGUAUGUCGAACAGACCUACUGCGACGUGGAAUUCUCCCUCAGAGGCGACCACCACAUUGGGGGACACCGAAAUAUACUGAUGGCCAGGAGUCCUGUGUUUGCCGUGAUGUUUCAAAACGACCUGGAGGAGAAAACCCCUGGCCAAGUUAAGAUUGAAGAUUGUGAACCAGACAUUUUCAAGCAGCUUCUUCAUUACAUCUACGUUGGCAGGACAUCAACUUCGUUAACUGAUGCAAUGGCUCAAUCGUUGUUCGCGGUGGCCGACAAAUACGACAUCCAAGACCUGAAAGAAGAGUGUGCCACUUUUCUGCUGACCUGUCUUAGGAUGGACAAUGUGAUCGGGCUGUUGGUCUGGUCUCAUCUUCACUCAGUUGAAGAGUUAAAAGAAGCUGUGCUCACCUACAUGGCCCGUAAUGGCAAAGAAAUUUGUCUUUUAAAAGAUUUGGAGGAACUAGCCAAGAACUAUCCGGACCUCUCCGUCUUGGCAUUUCGGCGUAUGAUGAGUUGUACAGUCCAUUGAGUACAAGAGUCAAUACGACGCAUUGAUCAAACCUUUCAUGUCUUUUAAUUUAAUGUUUUAUGGAUAUAGAAAAUACAAAGAAGAAUAACCUAC